AAUUGAUGUCAAUUGGACAUUUUCGCAAGGACGUGCGUUUGAAGUAAAGAUGCAGCCGCAUAAUGAGAGUAUAGGCUAUAGGUCUGGUUUGAGCAUAACUCCAGACAUGGUCCAGCAUUUGUAAAUCGACAGGAAGCAUGAUUUAUCGGACGUUGGCGACUGGACGAGAGCAAGCUGCACGCACCUGUAAUGUUCGUUGUCGCGACACGGCCUGAAAGUUGAUUUCAAGAAAGACUGGGCAGAUAUUCUGCACAUGCGUUGCAUAUAAUAAUAAACUGCUAUACAAACAUUUGGUAGGCUUAUGAUGCCGCAAUGUUUUGAGAACGAUAUGAGACAAAUUCCACAGUAUAGGUAAAUGACUCGAGCGAGGUGACCGGUGAAUAGCCUAGUGCCAUUACAUAUUUGAUCUGAGGCAACAGCCCACUGGGCACACACUGGUUAAUUCAACGUUGUUUCCACGUCAGUUGAACCAGCGUGGAGUACACGUUGAAUUUACGUCUCUGCCCAGUGGGAGGCGAUCCAUAUUCCAUAUCUGAGGUAUUGUAUAGAGAAUAACAACGUAUUGUAUGAGACCUACAGUAGGAUAACACCCACGUGAAGGUCAACGUUAUACAUAAACCUGACAGUUCAUAUAGUGGUUAAACAUUCCCUUAACAUAACAAGAGUUGGGUGUCACACGAAACGUGACACACACACGUGCAGGGGGAGUGGAUACUGUACUUAUACAGUAUUUCAGAAGGUUGGGGUUGGGGAGUUCGGUGAUGUCCACAGUCCUGCGGUCUGCGUCCUGGCAACCUGUAUGAUUCAAGGAUUUUGCAAAGACUUGAAUAGGUUUGCAGUUGUAUUUCUACUUAAAAAUACAAAAUAUAAUUUUCGAUUCGCUAUGUCGCAUGUUGGAGUGGAUAAAAAGGGCAAUGAUCUAAACUUGAUGUUAAUGGUGACGUCAUGUGCCAUUGGAGGCACUCUUCAGUAUGGCUACAACCUUGCCAUAAUGAACGCACCCACCAUAUUCAUUCAGAACUUUGUUAACGAGACAUUUCGGGAGCGCUGGGACGUGCAGCUGAAGAACUACCAGGUCACUCUGGUCUGGACUUGCAUUGUGUCCAUCUACUCCCUGGGAGGGCUGGCCGGAGCUCUUAUAGCUGGACCCAUGAGCAUAACCUUUGGAAGGAAGAAGACUAUGCUGUUGAAUAAUAUUUUCUUGAUGCUGAGUUCACUCCUAGCGUUGACCAGCAGAGCUGCCAAGUCUUUUGAGAUGAUCAUCAUCUCCAGGGUCCUGGUUGGAAUCAAUGCUGGGAUCAGUAUGAAUGUGCAACCCAUGUAUUUUGGUGAGAGUGCUCCCAAGCACCUGCGAGGGGCUGCUUCCCUGUCAUCAGCCAUCUUCACAGCGUUUGGAGUGGUGUUAGGACAGGUCGUGGGCCUCAGGGAGAUCUUGGGCAGUGAGCCCUAUUGGCAAUACCUACUGGCCAGUAAUGCCAUCCCAGGCCUCAUCCAGCUCCUCACUCUCCCCUGGUUCCCAGAAAGCCCUCGAUACCUCCUCAUAGACCGGGGGGACAAGGAAGCCUGUAUCAAUGCUCUGAGGCGUCUGCGUGGCUGUGAGGUCCAGAGAUCAGAGCUGGAUGAGAUCCUCCAGGAGCAGGCUGAGGUUAAAGGCCUGAGGCCCAGCAGACCCUGGGAGCUGUUCGCUGACCGUAAUGUGCGCUGGCAGGUGAUCUCUAUCAUCACUCUCAGCAGCGCCAUGCAACUCUGUGGCAACGACUCCAUCUACUUCUAUGCAUACUAUGUGUUUAAAGAGUCCGGGAUCUCUCCGGAUAUGAUCCAGUAUAUCACCAUAUGCACUGGUACAUGUGAAUUCACAGCCUGUAUAAUAUGUAACCUGCUGAUUGAGCGACAGGGCAGGAAGAUUCUUUUGAUGGGAGGCUACGUUUUAAUGAUGGUCUGGGCCAUUGUCUUCACUAUAGCUCUGUGUUUUGAGCACAAGGUGGACUGGAUGCCCUACUUGAGUAUGGCCUGUAUCUUCACCUAUAUACUCAGCUUUGGCAUGGGCCCAGCUGGAGUGACAGGGGUCCUCCCUACAGAGAUCUUUAGCCAGACUGCCCGUCCAGCAGCCUACAUGAUAGCUGGCUCAAUGAUGUGGAUCAACCUUUUCAUUAUGGGGAUGAUCUUUCCGUUCCUGGUGAGUGAGCUGGGUGAGUUCUGCUUCGUCCCAUUUGCUGCUGUCUGUUUCCUGUCUGCUCUGUACGUGGGCCUGGUUCUGCCUGAGACCAAAGGGAAGACCCUCUCAGCCAUCGCCAACGAGUUCAACAAGCUCAACUACAGGGGCCAGGACAAGCAAGGUCUACCUGCCCCUCAGGCACAGUAUCAGCUGGGAGAGGUCUGCCACUCCACUGCCCUGUAGGCCUACUGCUCUCCUACCUAUGACCUACGACUUCUACCAUUGACCACAGUACUAUUUAUGGUUAAUUAAUUAAUUAACCUUAAUUAACUGGGAGAUCCAAUUGAGGUCAGAAUACCUUUUUCCCACAGGAAACCAGGUUUUCCAUCGUCUUGGGUUUGGAAAAAGCAUGCAAAGAUGGUGUAUUCCCUUUCAUUAAAAUGAAAGUACAGUAAGUCAAUUUUCGGCAAUAAACUCUUGGAGAGAAUAAUUAUUGUUUUGAGCACAGAGAUCCCAUUAAAGUUAUAAUAUGUAAUUAUGUAGUAUUGAAUGGAUUGAGUGAAAGCUUUAUGUACAAAGGGUGCUAAGGGAUGGACUGUCUUUACUUUAAAAGAUGGUCAUUUUAAUAAUGUGCCUUUGGCAUCAAGUAGUGUGCACUUUUAGUCUACCAGUACAGAAGAAAAUGCAAUGUUGUGGGUCCCAUAUCUUGAGGGUGAAUGUAAUCCACAUCAAUAUUUAAUGGUGAAUCUCAUAUACACUGAUCAGUGAAGUUAUGUUUUCAUUUUUUUAGGACCAAUAUUUACAAAUCCCUGUGAGCCUGUUUAUGCCGUAUCAAUCACAUAUUGCCUUGUGAUGAAAAUGAAGAAAGUAUAUUCAAAUCAAA
Oncorhynchus keta (chum salmon) is the source of this 3038-nucleotide messenger RNA. Its product is annotated as solute carrier family 2, facilitated glucose transporter member 11-like. NCBI's taxonomy places the organism in Eukaryota, Metazoa, Chordata, Actinopteri, Salmoniformes, Salmonidae. Gene Ontology annotation, cellular component: membrane. Gene Ontology annotation, molecular function: hexose transmembrane transporter activity. The coding region runs from base 800 to 2398 and encodes 532 amino acids. The transcript is spliced from 12 exons. Gene Ontology annotation, biological process: monosaccharide transmembrane transport. The record is from RefSeq and is a predicted model, not a curated record.